Bolinopsis microptera is the source of this 3378-nucleotide messenger RNA. Its product is annotated as hemicentin-2-like. Gene Ontology annotation, cellular component: axon; plasma membrane. The transcript is spliced from 28 exons. The record is from RefSeq and is a predicted model, not a curated record. NCBI's taxonomy places the organism in Eukaryota, Metazoa, Ctenophora, Tentaculata, Lobata, Bolinopsidae. Gene Ontology annotation, biological process: homophilic cell-cell adhesion; dendrite self-avoidance; axon guidance. The coding region runs from base 54 to 3041 and encodes 995 amino acids. Gene Ontology annotation, molecular function: cell-cell adhesion mediator activity.
AGCUUUCCAAAGGCUACCCACAAAUGAAGUCUCGUGCUUGAAUAGUAUAGAAAAUGAAGCUACAGUUUGCACUUGUAGCAGUGUUGGUGGUUCAGACUGCAAGUGUUGAUGUCUUCCAUCUGCUCGCCCAGCCUGCCAGCGUGACUGUGGAGGUUGGAAAACCGUUCAACCUAACAUGUGUUGCCCCAAACGGAGAGAACACGUUCCAGUGGUUCCAUGAGGAGUCCAUACCUAAUGGGGUGAUGGCUACCCCCUACACUGGAGCUGGUAACGGUUUAUCAGCUGUUCUCUCAAUUCCAGCAGCUGAACAAGCUGACGGGGGUUUUUAUCAGUGCAGAGUUACGUCCGGAGAUAACAUCAUUUACAGUGAUGUAGCCACUGUCUCUCUUCACUAUUUCUCAACGAUAACAGCUCAAGUGAAAGCAGUGUCAGUAAACUCAGCAGCAGGAGCUGUCAGGACCACACUACCCUGUAAUAUUCCGUCUAGUGUCAGUUCUCCUGCAGCCAAAGUACAUUGGUACAAAGACAACAUAUUGGUGGAGAAGAUAAACGCGUUUGUUGUUCACGCCAACACCUUACUCAAAGUGGAAUCUCUUCCCAGCAUUUCCAUCACUGACAACUCACUGGUCCUGUUCAACAUAAAGAAGGAAAUGGCCGGACAGUACAGGUGUGAGGCUGAGGUGACUAGUGAUCACAUAUCUGUGAAGAAACAAACUGUGAUGACCUACAAUCUCACUGUCUCUAAAGAGUUCGGAGAUGUUAACUACAGUUCCACCACCCUGCUUGUUAACGGAGGUUCAGUAACAGCUGGAGAGACUGUUACACUGUGUUGCGGUACUGUCGGGUAUCUUAACGGUGAGGUACCCACCUACACAUGGUUCACAUCCAGUGAAGGAGGAGGAUCAGUGCAAAUAACAACAGGGUUAAGUGACUUUGGGAGGACUCUAGCGGUCACCACGACCAGCUCUCAAUCUUACUCUUGUAGAUCCUGCUUGGGUGAUUCCUGUCAGAGCAGCGCUGUUACUGCUAGUGUUACACCAGCUGCUACUAAGAUAAAGUUCACUGCUGUUCCAGCAGACUACUACCUUCACGAGGAUGGAGUGACACAGGGAGCUAUAUCUCUUACUUGCACUACUAAUCUAGGAGAGGGUAACUGGAUCAAGAAUGGUGUUUCUGUCUCAUUCCCUAUAGACCAGCCCAACCCAGCUAAUUCUGGAAUAUACCAGUGUUAUGUGAAAAACAGUGACUCCUGGCUCAUGAAGUCUACUCAAGUCCUCGUUACUGAAAAGUUGUCAGUGUCAGCGACGGCCCCAAGUGAGCUGAACACUACUACUAAAGGAUCUGUUUCUUGUACAGUGGGUGGCUACCCAGCUCCUGAGGUAACCAUCUUCAAAACAGAUCUCAACAAGGACGACACAAACAUGGUAGCGUGUGCAGUAGACAAGGCAGAUAAAACAAAUUGUAUUGAACGCAGUGGAAACUCUUACUCGGUUGAAAUUGAUCACAGUGAUCUUGAGUCGUCGGGGACAUACACGUGUAAAGUUCACCACAAGUACAGGCUAUCAGAUGGGUCAGCUGUUGAGAAAGCUGACGAGAAGUCUGCUCCUGUUGCUAUAGUGUCCCCAGUGGAUGUGUACUCCUUAACCACCACAACUGGAGAGUUACAGUACGGAAGUGAAGCUACCUUUACCUGUAGUGUUAGGGGAGGCAGAGCUCCUUACAAAGUUGAGAUGAAGUUUGGUAGUACUUUGGUAUACGUGUUCAGCAACAAUGACAAUGAGCAGAGUCAGGGGGAUGGAAAGUGUGUGGGAGAUUACGUGAAGACUUGCUUCGGUAAAGUUUCCAGCGUAAACUACAAUCACGAGGGAGAACUGAGCUGUACAGGUUACAACGUGGCGGGUAACUUGACUACAUUCUCAGAUUCAGAGAGCCUCACAACCACUGUCUCCCGGUCUACCUUUGUGCAAGUAUCUGGAGAUUUCUUCCCCCUCAAUAACGCUGACUUGAUCCUGACUUGUACCCAUUAUGAGAGGCCACUUUCUUUCGACCACACUGAUGUCACUUGGUAUCAGGAUGGUAAAAGUAUCGUGCCUGAUAGCACUGUGUUUUCUGUAAAGAAUGGUCUCGGAGUUUAUCAAGGUAAAGUAGUAGCGGUAUUCAAAGAUGUAACAGCAACAACUGAAGGCUUAUACAAAUGCAUCAGUGAGGGUGUGGAGUCUGCUGAAGUCAAUGUUUAUGUUGGAGAAGGGUUCGCUCCCUCAUCCCCCCUGAUGACGGUCCCAGACGGCCAGGUUGGGGUCCCAAUGGAUAUGAUGUGUGUUUCAGAGGGCUACCCUCCACCUACUAUUGAGUGGAUUAUUUACACUAAUCAGACGGUCGGGAAUGUUACUGAAGUUGUGAAGGAGAAAACCAAAACUACUUCCAAAAUAAACUGGAUACCAAAGUAUGAGGCAUCCAUGAAGAUCUUUUGUAAAGCUACAAACGUGAACGGAACAACAACAUCAAACACUGUCCUGAGGGUUCUAAUGGCUGCGGCAGUGAAAGGCAAGAAAGAUUCAGAACAGGCAGCUAUCAUAGCUGCUAGUGUGAUUGGAGGUAUAAUCUUGCUGAUGUGUAUCUUCUUCCUGGUGGUGGGCAUCUGCAAACAUAGAAGAGCCACUAAACACGAUCAAUCAGCUGACAGCACUGUUAUUGAAAACAAAGACGCUGCGGCAGAUAAGGAGAACCCUUAUGCGUCUGUAUUUACUCUACAGAAGUAUAACUUUAAAGGUAAUCUGAAACUGAAAAAUCCCUUUACUCUUCCUCGGUCUGAACCAGAACAGGAAGAUAAGCCGGACAAGUCACAGUACGCAGAAAUAAUUGGCGAGGUUAAGAACAAGGAAAACAUUGAUCAGGACCUUGACUACGACGAAAAAAGAAGUUCUGACGAAAUUAUCAUAAAUCCUACCAUUGUGGGUCCAGCUUCAGAGAAGACUAUUUCCGUUAGUUCCAGUGGCACCGGGUCCCUGGUCGAAAGUAAACACGACGAUGACAAAGUGUAGAAUUGUAUAUUUCGAUUAAAAUGGUUUCCAGUUCGCUGGUUGUAUCGACUUAUAGCCGAUGCUGAAGUGAUGUUAUAUAUUUAACCCUACUCCUUUACAAAUAUUGUUUAUAAAUUGGUGGACUUUCAUGGAUGAUAGAUAUUUAGUUAAAAACGUGCGUCAAAUUUUUUAGUUUAGCGUUUAUCUGGUGGUAUAAUUAGGAAGUAUACAAAUUUAGAUUAUUAGGCAAAACAAUUAUAAACUGAAAGUAGAAAUAUUUUUUACUUUUAGUUGGGUUAGUGAUGGGAUUAGUGAUUUGUAAUUUCAGAAUAUUUUUAUAAAACGUUUGUAAUUGAGU